Messenger RNA from Mizuhopecten yessoensis (Yesso scallop), 5845 nucleotides. RefSeq lists its product as uncharacterized. The transcript is spliced from 13 exons. The record is from RefSeq and is a predicted model, not a curated record. The coding region runs from base 132 to 3371 and encodes 1079 amino acids. Lineage: Eukaryota; Metazoa; Mollusca; Bivalvia; Pectinida; Pectinidae.
GGUCAAUCAAGUUCAGACAUGCUCAAUCAGAUUUCAAGAUGGCAGAAGGCGGAAGGCAUGAACUUGUUUACAUUCGACGGUUAAACACCGGAGCUAUAAUCAUGUAUGAAGUGUGAAACACCACCAGCAGCAUGCCUGUAGUCCCAGUCCUCAUGGUCCUCUACACAAAUGAUGCUGUUGAAGUCAGGUACUCGGACGGUUCCUGCCUCAAGAUGGCUCCAUGUGGCUCCACCUUUGUGCAUCACCAAAGUCCAGGGGAGACUAUUCACCCUGCUCAUGGUAUGAAGGUGAUCAAUCAGAGAUGUCAGUUUGUGACUAGUGACUAUAGACAGAAGGUGUUGGAAGCGCUCGACUUUAGGAACAGAUUCGCUGAACGGCCAUAUGUGUGUCCAGACCUCUUACUACAGGAUCAGCUGGUGUGUUUAUAUGCAAACAUCCGUGACGUGGCCUGGCCUCAGACUCUGGAGAAGGCUUCCUACGAGUACCUUCCUGAUGGAAGUGUGCGACUAAUGUCUGAGGAUGAACAUUCCAGUAUGGUACUCUCUACACACAAACAGGAUUUCACUGUCUGUUACCUCUCCAAGGUUAGCCGUGACAAACCAAAGGUCAAGGCCAGACACAAGUUCAAGGCCAGGAGCAUGACAGCUACCAACAACCGAAUGUCAACAGAAAGGGCUUCAAGACAAGAACGUUUUAAAUCACGAGAUGAAGAACAUAAAAUUUCUCCUGGGAAUGGAAAUUUGAGCAAUAAUCAUUAUUCAAGUAGAAAUAUAAUGAACGUCGAAAGAACUGGAACAAAUAUAAACUCAGAACCAAGGAAUAUCUCAGACGAGUUGGUUCAGAAUGAGAAUACAGUAUCAGAUCAUACAGCAAGGUCAGAAGUGGCAGGUCAUAGUAGUGAACAGAAAACAACAGAAACAGAUUCCAUAACAGCAAAACAUAAUCAUGAUAGAGACAAUUGUGAGAGUGAAGGGUCAAAGGAAGGUCAUAAGAAACUAACAAGGGAGACAGAUUCUGUGGAGGGAGACAGUGGCAGUCCGUUGUCCGAUGACCUCCAGCGUCGACUAACUGGUGACCUUAGUAUCUCUCCUAUCAGUCUUGUGAGUGGACUGCGUAGUGAAAAGUCCUCCCCCUGUACAGAGGAGGAGUAUCGCCGGUAUUCCACACCUACUCACUUUCAAUCUGACACCCAGGGGGCGGAGACUCGGCAGUGUGUACCUGGCAAGGGUGCUGCUAUUAGACAGUACAAACGUGAACAACAACCAGACGAUGGGUCAUUUCUCGACUAUCCUCCCGUCAAAAAUAAAAAUGAAGAUGUUGACUCUGCACUGGAUGAGACUUUAACCAGUCAUAAUGUGUCACAAGACCCGCAGAGAAAUCAAAUUCAUGCCGGAUCUAGUCCAACUAGCAUUCCCAACGUAAUGCAAAAACCUUCACCUAUUGAGUCUAGAUCAAAACCAUUAAUUAGAGGAGAAAUACGUCAAAAACCUUCAUUCGAACAAGAGAUGUAUAUCAGGGGCAAAAAAUCAAAUGAAUCUAGUCCAAGUAGCCAAUCAGAAAGAAGAGCAGAAGGGUCAUGGGAGGAGCCUUACCUGAGAAACCAAUCGGGUGAAAGGGAGGUUGGGUCGUGGGAGGAAUAUAGUCCAGGAAGCCAAUCAGGAGACAGGGAGGCUGGAUCAUGGGAGGAAUCUCCCGAGGCUCGCAUACAUUACACCUGGGUGACGAGACACUACUCCUGUGAGGAAUGUCCGGUGGUGUGGAGUCACUGUGUCAAUUUGGCCCGAGCUGUGCUGGACAACAGGGAAAGUUUGGAGCAGAAAGCCUUGAAGCUUUGCUCAAACCCAAAGAAGAAGCUGUCAGAUCACCAGGUUGUCAGGAGGAACAAGUGUGUCCUGUCUACCCUGCCCCGCCCCCUCCCUCUCAGCUGUGAAGGGCAGCACCUUCACUCCCUCGGAGGACGAUAUCUGUAUGAUGAUGAGAAAGAUCUUGAAGAAAAUCUAGCUGUAUUCAAACAAGGCAAGCUUAAGGUGCUUCUCAUAGAAGGAGUUGUGUUUAGGUUGGUGAGGCUGGCAACCACUAAGGUGGUGGAGAUAUUCCCGGGGGACAGUAGUGUUAUCACAUCACAGGGGUUGUCUGGUCACUUCUACAAACACACCAUCCCUCACGGACAUGACAAGGUAGAAGAAAGAACCUAUUCCCUGAAAUCGGCUCCACCCACUCCUCCGAAGGCAGCUUACUCUAUACAGAAACUUAUCAAGAGGGCGCACAGAUUUCUACUGCAAGCUGGCCAGGAAGAUCAGAUGAUCACUAAUGCUGAUGUGUGUUGCUGGAAGUAUGUGGAGAAGAAACUGGAGCUCGUCCCCACCACUGUACUGGAGGACUGUUGUGUCCCCGGCCACGGAAAAUUCUCCGCCUACUCCAACGGACAUGUCCGCAUCCUAUUUGACGACCGUACAUCUUUAGAGAUGACAUGUGACUUCAGCCGGAGAGUGAAGAAUUGUCUGGAGCACACAGAAGGCACUAUAGAUGAUACUCGGACUGAGACAGAUGAGAAUCAGAGCAUUUUAGUGACAAAACAGCACUUGACCGCCAGACAGACCGGCCUGUGUAAACUCCUACUGCCCAACGGUCAGUACCAGAUAGUAGAAGUCAACCACCCUGGUGUCUUCAAGAAGUACACCGAUGCUGCCACCGAAUGGGAGGCUUGGGUGAACAGUUCCCCAGGACAGAGAAAAGACUUCUACGAGCGCUGGGAUAAGCAGGACUCCCACCAAGUGCUGGCAGCAAAGGAAUUACAAAAGAUCAAGUGUUUUAAUUAUAUUGUUGACAAUACCGUGAGUAACCAGGCGUCACUUCCAUCACACGAUGUGGCUGUUAUGACAUCCAAGCCGUCAACAAGCCAUCAAGGCGUGGGCUUAGUGCAAUAUUCUAACAGAACUCAGUUUUCAAACUCUUCCAUCCCUCAUUCAAGAUAUGUGAACAGAUCUGAUAAUGUGACAAACAAAUGGCUUUCUGAUGAGGGUUCUCAAGGUCAGGGACAUUACAGUCAAGAUCAGCAUGGCUACGGGGCUUAUAAAAAAGGCUACAAUAUUUCAGAAUCCAGUGUUGGACACUUGAGCAGUGAAGGGCACUCUGGGAAUUUUCUUCGCAGUCAAAGUCAUCUUGGUUACAGUAUCCCUCCAGAAAAGGUCAUGACCUCUGCAAUACCUGGAUCAUAUCAGGGGUCAGGAGGUCAGAUAGGGAACAUUAGUCACACUGCCUCCAGGACCAGCAUGGACACUCUACAAGGCUUCAAUGCUGUCCGCGAGGCUCUCCUUAAAACAUCAAAGGCCAUACAGGACAUCGACUGUAUUCUCGAUAAAAAAUCGUAAUCCAUGUUAACAUUGAUAGGUUGUGACAUCGACUGUAUUCUGGAUAAAACAUCGUGAUCAAUGUUAACAUUGAUAGGUUGUGACAUCGACUGUAUUCUGGAUAAAACAUCGUGAUCAAUGUUAACAUUGAUAGGUUGUGACAUCGACUGUAUUCUGGAUAAAACAUCGUGAUCAAUGUUAACAUUGAUAGGUUGUGACAUCGACUGUAUUCUGGAUAAAACAUCGUGAUCAAUGUUAACAUUGAUAGGUUGUGACAUCGACUGUAUUCUGGAUAAAACAUCGUGAUCAAUGUUAACAUUGAUAGGUUGUGACAUCGACUGUAUUCUGGAUAAAACAUCGUGAUCAAUGUUAACAUUGAUAGGUUGUGACAUCGACUGUAUUCUGGAUAAAACAUCGUGAUCAAUGUUAACAUUGAUAGGUUGUGACAUCGACUGUAUUCUGGAUAAAACAUCGUGAUCAAUGUUAACAUUGAUAGGUUGUGACAUCGACUGUAUUCUGGAUAAAACAUCGUGAUCAAUGUUAACAUUGAUAGGUUGUGACAUCGACUGUAUUCUGGAUAAAACAUCGUGAUCAAUGUUAACAUUGAUAGGUUGUGACAUCGACUGUAUUCUGGAUAAAACAUCGUGAUCAAUGUUAACAUUGAUAGGUUGUGACAUCGACUGUAUUCUGGAUAAAACAUCGUGAUCAAUGUUAACAUUGAUAGGUUGUGACAUCGACUGUAUUCUGGAUAAAACAUCGUGAUCCAUGUUAACAUUGAUAGGUUGUGGCAAAAAAUAACACUUCAAAUGACAGUUAUAGACAGGUGUCCUUAUAAACAGGUGGAGGACAGUUAUAGACAGGUGUCCUUAUAAACAGGUGGAGGGCAGUUAUAGACAGGUGUCCUUAUAAACAGGUGGAGGGCAGUUAUAGACAGGUGUCCUUAUAAACAGGUGGAGGACAGUUAUAGACAGGUGUCCUUAUAAACAGGUUGAUCACUGAUUACUUACCAGAUAAUUAUAUAAACUGAAAAAAGUGACAUUAUGAAACAACAAAGUGCUGUUGCCUUAAAUUUUUGAAGUUGAAACAAAUGACAUUGCAAAAUCUUAAAAUAACCUUGCUGUCUUUUCCCCUCCCUCUCGCUAAUUUUGUUAAUUAAUAUAUACCGGUAAUCCAUCGAAGUUUUAUUUAAAUAUUUUUCUGUUUUAUUUAUUCAACACUAGAUCUACUCUUUUAUCUGAUUUUCAUUAUAAGAGUUAAUGGUGUUGCUCGUACUGAAAUGUUGGGUGUUAUGUACUAUAUAGAUUUUGUUCUAAGUUGUAAGUACUUUGUAAAACUACAGCAAAUACUACAUUUAUGUUUCCUCAGUAUUAUUGUUUGUUUUGUGAUUCUUUAUUUUUUGUGACUUUGUGGUGUGUGUUAUCGGAGAUUCUAUUUGUUAUUAUUUAUUUUCCUUCCUGUAAGUUAUUUAAUUAAAAUUUGCGGUGUAUCUGUCUUUCUAUCUGGAUGUAUUGUUUCAAAGACAUGCCUCCCAGGCCUCUUAAAUGUUUACUGUAAGUGAAAAAUACAGGUUUAUGAAUGGAAAAGUUUAAAUGAACUUGGGAUGAUUCCUAGUUCAAGGUCAUGGCCAUAUGGUUAGAGGUCAUUAAAGGUUGAUUAUUUGAAUUUACCCACUCAAGCAAUAUGGAUAUUUGGUCUCGUUACUGAAGUGUGUCGCAUAUACCACUGUCAUAGCUUUAAGUCACGAAUCAUUCUUAUAAGUCAAGGCCAUGGUUCAAGUUCAAACAUUGAAAAUUUAUAUUUACUCGCUCAGGCAAACAUUUGGUCUAAUUGCUGGUCAAAUGUUACUUAGAUCCUUAUAUCCUCAAGUGAGGCUCUUGUCAUAUCAUUUUUAUGAAACAAGGCAAAGAGGAGGUAGCCGACAUAACCCUCAGGUAUCUGGUACCCCCCCCCCCCCUGUUACAGUCAUGAAUUAAGUACAGAGCUUCCUGACGAUUUUUUAGCUAUAUUUUAUUAAUGGUAAUAAUAUGCAUUAAAGUUAUUGCUCCAGUAUUUAAGAUGUUAAGCACCACCAAAGGAGAUAACAUUAAAGUUAUUGCUCCAGUAUUUAAGAUGUUAAGCACCACCAAAGGAGAUACCACUUCAGUUAACAACAUUACCUAACAUGCUGUUUAUGCAGUCACUACAAUAUAAAGUAUAUAGUUAUACCUCAAACAAGUUUUAUUUUAGAGGUAUUUAUCUAAGACUAUUGUUGUGACAUCUAGCCUCAGACUGGCAUAUUUAUACAGUUUAGCUGUGUAUCAUAAAUGCUGGUGACCCUAACAGAGAUAAAAAGCAUGUGGCGAUAUUGCAAUUGUUUUAAAUCUUCCUACUUGUAAAGUUCCGAGACUUCAUUUUCACUCCGUCCUUUUCAUUGUCAACCUUCUUUGGUGUACAAAACAUAUAUAACAAUAUUUUUUACUAAAUUAAUUACAAAUAAUAUAUUAAAAUAUCUAAUG